GUACAGCUUAUAUUUUUGUUUUUUCGCCCAGUUAGGUCGCCUCUGCCCACUUUAGGAAAUGAGUCAUGCACCUAGACUGAAGCAGUCUGUCCUUCGAGCCGGAAAAGCAAGCUAGAGAGAGAGAGAGAGAGAGAGAGAGAGAGAGAGAAAGAGAGACAUUGCUGAGAAGGAGAGGCUGGAGGAGGGCAAACGCUUAUAACAGACGAGCAACGCAAUCUCAGACGAACAUGCUGAAGCAAGAUCGACCUGUGAAUGUUGCUUUUGGAGGUCAGCUAGGAGGUACAAACUCGACCCUGCGUAUUCUCAGCAGCGACCAGAGAACUUGUGAAAAAGAUGGGAACUCUAAUUUCCUGGGUCAAGGUGAAUUUGGAUUGAGUGGAGAUGAGAACCGCAACCAAGUGCGUCCUCGAGCUCUGGGCCUGUCAAGCCGCUACCCACCACCUUCUGCUAACCACUAUGUGCCUGGACCGCUCUCUCCCCUGUCUCGCCUUCCCUGCUGGAGUCCCCUGGAACCUCUUCCUGAGAUUGACAGUGGAGAAGAUACUGGAGGCAGGGUGCCUCCAGAUGGAGCCGAAGAAGGCAAAAUAGAUGAAGAGAUGAGGAGAAUGAGUGACGAUGAGAAAGAGCAAGAGCCAGAAGACCUUAUAAAAGGUAAAGUGCAGGAACAGGUGGAGGAAGAAGAAGAGGUGUUAGACUGGGAUGGAAGUAAUGAUGAGCUUGAAUUUAGUUACAGGUCAGAAAGCUCCUCGCCUCUGACCAUUGAAAGCGGAGAUGUGACUGGGGGAGACUCUCUUAACUUAGUAUGGGAUCGCAUCUGUGUGGGAGGUUCAAACUCAGAAAAUGGCGAUGCAACCACAAAUCUACAAGAAAAACACAACUUCGAAGAGGAUAAGACAGCUGACAGUCACCAUAAGAGCCUUAGAGGUUCUAGUCUAGCUGAAGAAGCAUCCUCAGAUUCAGAGAGUGAUCUCUACUCUGAGCUCCCCCAACUCAUGGAGGCUGUAUGGACCCUGGAAGACCGGGAGCGUUUCAAAGCCCAAGAGAUGGAAAAGCACCAUGUGCAGUUGACCAUGUACCGUAGGCUUGCCCUGAUCCGCUGGGUGCGCACCCUGCAGGAACGUGUCCAAGAACAACAGAACCGACUCCAAUCCAGCUUUGAUAUCAUUCUUACUCACAGGAAAGAGCUGCUCCGCAUGGGCUCAGCUACAGCUGCCAUUGGCCAGUAACAGCAAUAUUGAGAAAAGAGAGAAAGAGCAGGGAAGAAGAGAGUCCUAGGGGCAUCCCAAGCUGAAACAAAUGACUAAGAACAGUGACAGAGAAGACUCUUUUAAACCAAAUAAUAUCCUGCAUUCCUCAACUGUCAUUCCACUGUUGUGCAUGUUUGUGGUUCAUAUUCUGUUUGUGUCUUUGCCCAUUAUACAUUGUACUUGAAGAUAAAUCAGUGCUCUGUUUUUUCAUUACUAGCCAAGCUCAAUUAUAUGAUAACCCAAACCAGGGAGAAAUCCAGAAGAAAGUAUAAGCAUCAUCAAAAUAUAUAUUAUUAAAUAUUUCAAGAAAACAAUAGGUAAUUAAAUGUUUAUAGAUAUAUCUUUAUUUAUGAGAGUUCAUAUUUGCCUUUUGUGUAUGAAUGAAUCAAUCAAUAAAUAUUCAA
Molecule: messenger RNA, 1651 nt
Organism: Silurus meridionalis
Lineage: Eukaryota; Metazoa; Chordata; Actinopteri; Siluriformes; Siluridae
Product: UPF0500 protein C1orf216 homolog
Exons: 2
Coding region: 228-1226 (332 amino acids)
Source: RefSeq, a predicted model, not a curated record